CAAGAAACCGCACCGAAAUUCUCGCUCAGCGAUGUUUCCAGCAGACUCGGGGCAGCCCACACCUACGAUACACACGGCCCGAUACACCUACUAGAGGCCAAUUCCUGCCUUCCAUCCUCCGGGCUGCCCCAAUUCUGGUUCACAGAGAGCCUCAUGCCGCCGCCGACACAACCGCCGUCGAUACCCGUUGACUCCUCAACCGACCACCGAUGCGGGCGCGAUGUGCUCCACGAUGCCGCCUACCGACCCCGAGCCAUAUUGCUCCGGCAGACGCCCUGGCGGGUGGGAUCUGGAUCACCGACUCCAUGCUCUCCAGCAUGUUUGAGCGGUACUGCUCGGUCGCCAAGGCGUCCCGCCGCAUGGCCAGCUCCGCCCCCGGCCCCCUGGAGAGCAGCAGGCGACUAGGCAGGCGGCGCAUGGCCGACGCCGCCAUGCCUCAGACACACCCGGCCCUGCCGUCGUGGGCGUACAUGUACCCCGCAGAUUUGACCCAAUGGCGCUGGGAACGCCCGACAACCGCAUCCUCCCGCGCGCAAAACCAACUCAACGACGAGAGCCAGCGCAGCGCACUGCCACUGCCGGCGUCGUGGCUCUCGGCGCUACUUGGUUGGGACGGUGGCGCUAGUCCGAGAGCAUACGCACACAACGAGGAAGAGGGGGCAACUCUGACAGUCACACCUCCCGAGGUCGUGUCCAAAGGCCAAGGGACCACGGCGCUCGACAUGGUCGAGUCAGUUCAGAAACAGUGCCUGCUGUUCUGGGACGAGAUCCAGGCGCUGGAUGCCGCACGCGGCCCGGAGCUGCUGGUAGACGCCAAGGCCAGGUACGCCGAGAUGAUGGAGUCGUUUCAGCAAUAUAUAUCCUUGGGGAUACUCACAUCUGGCGAAUGUGAGCUGGCGCUUGAGACCCUCGCCGAGAAGAUCCGCGACAAAUUCUGCAAACCAUCACUCCACAACAGGCUACUGCUACAACUGUAUGUCAAGACUGUCAAAGGAAUACGGUCCUCGCGGCUGGCCCAUGGCGAAAAGUACAACAGGCUACCAAUCAAGCUCCUCAAAGGACUUUCAGAACUCAACAGUGGUGCGCACCUCAUACGGGGCUUCAGGGAGAUAAUGGCGGAAGUUACACCUGAGCUACUGGGCAACAGGGAACUGGGAUGGGUUCAAACCAUUCUACGCGCAUGCUUGUCGACGUGGUCUGUAGACUCCAGCUGGGGCAACAGAUCCCACCUGUCAACAAUGGUCGACAUAGCCCAGGCCGAGUUGGGUGUGUUUUCCGGGAGAAUGUCUGCAUUGCAGGCCGCUCUCUCGAGCGACGCCGGGAUAGAAUAUUGCUUGCGCGCGGCCGACGCAGCCUCUGGAUCCCUGCAGAUAUGCGACAUGGCAUUGCGUCUGUCUCGAGAGAUGCGAAUUUCAGGACCGGACAUCGAAAGGAUUCAUGUCUCUUUGCUGGCCGGCGCCAUGCGUGGCUUCCACCUUGGACAGCAUCCGGACGUUAUGAAGGCUGCUGAGAAGGUCGUCACCGAGCAGCGAGGACAGCCGCACCACCACAGGCUAUUGAUCAACUGGCUGUCGGUUCUCAGCCAGAUGCCACAGGUCACGCAGAAGACUCUUUUCGCCUUUAUGUCAGGGUCUUUCGAAGGCAACAGAGCGGAACAAGUCCGCCCUUCAUCUGCAUUCUCGGAAGUUGAGCUGUGCCAUGUGCUCAUAGAGCAGUGGACCAGCCGAGGGCACAUCAGCUACAAGGAAUACCGCGCCCUCAGAUCUAGGCUGCGGGCAUCGGGGCCGAGCCACGGAUUGCCGUCUCUGGUCGAGUCAAUAUACGACGUCAAGAAGGCGGAUAGCGCCUUUUGGUUCUACAUCGGUCUCUGGCAGUGUCUACGGGCUAUAGGCGCCACGGAGCGUCUAGUGCCAGCGCUAGAAAGACUGAGUCGGCAGCAUCGCGCUCGCCUGAGGCCUGCCUUGGUGAAACUGGCAGAAGCCGUGACUAGUCAGACUGGGAGGGUGGCGGAGGGGAUUCACGGAUUGUAUCACGGGUUGGAUGAAUGUCAUCUCGCGAUGGAGGCCAAUGGAGGCCUGGGGGAGUCGGACCACGCCCUCAGUGAGAUGGUGAACGAUACCGAAUACCAUCCAUUCGAGGUCUUUGAGACUCUGGGACAACCACUGAUCACCAAAAAUACCCCCUCGGCUACGCGGAGGCGUAUCCUGCACCGGCGGUUCCGCAUCUCGCGGCGACAGGCUACGAUAUUAGCGAAGUUGAGUGUCAUGUUCAGCAAGGCAGCGCAUCUGACGGAUAGUCAGCGGUUCCGCUACGUCAACCACUGCGUGCUUCUUCUCAAACGUCACAAUACGCGUGGGAAGGAGGCUUCGGCGGCGAUGACGGGGCUUUUCAAGGUGGUGACCAAGGAUCUUCUUGAAAGCGGCUGGACCAGGCCGAGCCGUAUCCAAUGGUUUUUGUGGCUGGUCAAGAAGUCGCAGGGUGCGGCAGCGGCAGCGGAGUGCCGCAAGGCAUUGGACACCUGGGCGCAGAUUUGGGCCCGUCGCCGCCGGGAGGAGAGGGCACAGCGGGACGAUGAGAGCGGAAACUACAUUCGGUAAAUCUUGAACCAAAGCCAACAUUCCGUUUACAAUAGCGGGCUUGGCAGUCCUUGGCGAUAUUUGGAGCCAUGUUCCCCCCCUUUCGUCACCUGCUUGCUUGCUUGCUUUUGUCAUGGGAAGUUCCGUCCAUGAUGCCCAGUUCUCGAUGCAUUUCUGCGUGUAAACCAUGAUGAGCGGUGAGGAGUUGCGGGCUAGGGGCCAAAAUCAUGCGAGAUCCUGGACAGCUGAAAUUAGGCGCUCGUCCAGGGGUUGAGAGUGGAAAAGUUCCAAGUCUGGCCUUUGCUGAUGUUUAUUUUAGGGAUAGCCUGCUCGAAGCGGAGAACGAGCGAGUGGCGAACGGAGCAAAGGCAUAGGCCUGAGAAGGCCCUCAAAUUCCCGGCAAUGGUGCUGGCGGGAUCAAACAUGCUCGACGCUGGCAGCAACACGUGCAGGUAGGGUGUACCACCUACCUGUACCCAAGUGGUAGGUAUGUGACUUGGGACUGCUUCGUUUGUUUGUGUGUCCAGCCAGCUGGCCGGCUAGCCAAGAAAUCCCUCCUUCUCUCCCGAUCCC
Gaeumannomyces tritici R3-111a-1 is the source of this 3149-nucleotide messenger RNA. RefSeq lists its product as hypothetical. The coding region runs from base 210 to 2597 and encodes 795 amino acids. The record is from RefSeq and is a predicted model, not a curated record. The transcript has a single exon. Lineage: Eukaryota; Fungi; Ascomycota; Sordariomycetes; Magnaporthales; Magnaporthaceae.